This is a messenger RNA of Spodoptera littoralis (African cotton leafworm), 1215 nucleotides long. NCBI's taxonomy places the organism in Eukaryota, Metazoa, Arthropoda, Insecta, Lepidoptera, Noctuidae. The record is from the annotation of a GenBank genome assembly.
AUGGAUGAGAAAGGAAGAAAAGUUAUUGUUUGCGACAACGGCACAGGCUUCGUGAAGUGUGGAUAUGCGGGGAGCAACUUCCCAGCCUUCAUUUUCCCGUCGAUGGUCGGUCGGCCGAUCAUCAGGGCAGAGAAUAAGAUCGGAGAUAUUGACGUGAAGGCUUUCAAUCAAGAGGAUGUGGAAGUUAUGGACUUAAUGGUUGGAGAUGAAGCAUCUAAACUCAGGUCUAUGUUGGAAGUCAGUUAUCCUAUGGAGAAUGGCGUGGUCCGAAACUGGGAGGAUAUGUGCCACGUGUGGGACUACACGUUCGGUCCCAGCAAGAUGAACGUGGACCCGAAGGAGACUAAGAUAUUGCUCACUGAACCACCCAUGAACCCCACCAAGAAUAGAGAGAAGAUGAUUGAGGUAAUGUUCGAGAAGUACGAGUUUGACAGCGCGUAUAUAGCCAUCCAGGCGGUGCUAACGUUAUAUGCUCAAGGACUUAUCUCCGGAGUGGUCGUCGACUCUGGUGACGGUGUAACCCACAUAUGCCCGGUGUACGAGGAGUUCGCACUGCCACAUCUGACGCGGCGGCUCGACAUCGCCGGCAGGGACAUCACUAGGUAUCUCAUCAAGCUCCUCCUCCUCCGAGGCUACGCCUUCAACCACUCGGCAGACUUCGAGACAGUUCGCAUGAUGAAGGAGAAGCUCUGUUACAUCGGAUACAACAUCGAGCAGGAACAACGACUGGCCUGGGAGACCACCGUGCUAGUGGAACCUUAUGUUCUACCAGACGGUCGAGUGAUCAAAGUAGGAGGCGAGAGGUUCGAGGCCCCGGAGGCAUUGUUUCAGCCACAUCUGAUCAACGUCGAGGGACAGGGCAUCGCUGAACUCGUCUUUAAUACUAUACAGGCGGCGGACAUAGACAUGCGCAACGAGCUGUACAAGCACAUCGUGCUGUCGGGCGGCUCCACCAUGUACCCCGGCCUGCCCUCGCGCCUCGAGCGGGAGAUCAAGCAGCUCUACCUCGAGAGGGUGCUCAAGAACGACUGCGACAAGUUGGCUAAAUUCAAGAUCCGCGUGGAGGACCCGCCUCGGCGCAAGGACAUGGUGUUUAUAGGCGGCGCUGUACUCGCCGAGGUCUGCAAGAAUAGGGACAACUUCUGGCUCUCUAGGAACGAGUACUUAGAGCAGGGUAUCUCCUGCCUAAGGAAGCUGGGUCCUCGCGCCAGUUAA